GCCCGGGGCUCGCCUCGCUUUUAACCCGCGCGUGGGGGCGCCCGGGCCACUGGGCUCCGAGCAGCAAGCGAGUGGUCAGCGCGGAACCAGAGCUGCACGCGUCGCGUCCCGAGGCCGACGCCAGCUUGCCGGCAUGGCCCCAGCAGCGGCUUCUGGUGGCAGCACCCUGCCCAGUGGCUUCUCGGUCUUCACCACCUUCCCCGACUUGCUCUUCAUCUUUGAAUUUGUCUUCGGCGGCCUGGUGUGGAUCCUGAUCGCUUCCUCCCUGGUGCCCAUCGCCCUGGUCCAGGGCUGGGUGAUGUUCGUGUCUGUGUUCUGCUUCGUGGCCACGACUACCCUGCUCAUCCUGUACAUAAUUGGUGCCCAUGGUGGGGAGACUUCUUGGAUCGCCCUGGACGCAGCCUAUCACUGCAUAGCUGCCAUGUUUUACCUGAGCGCCUCUGUCCUGGAAGCCCUGGCCACCAUCCACAUGCAAGAAGGCUUCACCUUCAAGCACUACCAUGAGAACAUCUCUGCCGUGGUGUUUGCCUAUGUAGUCACACUGCUCUACGUGAUCCACGCACUGUACUCUUUAAUAAGGUGGAAGUCUUCGUAAAGCAGCAGAACGUGAGCUGGAAACCCAGACAGUGUUUGUUAACUCAUCAGCCCAUCUACCAGCGUAACUCUCUAGAACACAGACACUAUGGUGGAGAAAAGAAAACAACCCUCCCCCCAAAAAAAAUAAGCAAUGCUCUGUUUCUUGCGGGUGUCAUGUUUACACUCCCAUACGCCUUCCGCCAGGGAUUGGGGUCUUGCUAGGUUUAACCUCCCAUUCCUGAGCUGUCUUUCUAGGGUCACUUCCUGUCUGUGAGAGGCGCCAGUGGGGUGGGAAGUGGGGACUGAGAUCUGAGAAGGAAACAUGAACCCCUGCUGACCCCUGGACCAGACCUUGAGAAUUGCCUACUGGAAUUUUCCACAGGCUCUUUUGAGCAUCUCAACCCUUGGCAUGUUUCUAAGUCUUUGUGGAUGUUCCGAGUGUCAUAGGGACUGCAGCUCACUCAACACAAGUCUCCAGAUGUCCGUGGUGGAAGUUGAUACCCUUUGAAAUACUUUAUAA
Messenger RNA from Castor canadensis (American beaver), 1096 nucleotides. RefSeq names its product mal, T cell differentiation protein (MAL blood group) (gene Mal). Lineage: Eukaryota; Metazoa; Chordata; Mammalia; Rodentia; Castoridae. Gene Ontology annotation, biological process: myelination. Gene Ontology annotation, cellular component: membrane. Gene Ontology annotation, molecular function: structural constituent of myelin sheath. The record is from RefSeq and is a predicted model, not a curated record.